UUACCCGAGCGGAAAGAUUUCGCCCAGCACUCUCGGUUCGCCAGCCAAGAAGGAAGCAAGGACGAUGGCGAAGAUAGAGGUCGUCGGAGCAGCGCUGGUCGUGGCGUCGUUGUUGGCAGGAGCCUGGGCAGCUGUUCCCGGACCCACUGACCGUCGCUAUCCGGACUACAUCGUCAACCCUCCUGUACAGUGCACCGCUGAGGGAUCGUUUCACCAUCCAAGGAACUGCAGUUGGUAUUAUAGAUGUGUAGAUAGAAUGAAGAUUGGAUAUUUCCACACUUUUCACUUUGAGUGCGAACCAGGCACCGUAUUUUCCGACGACCUCGACCAGUGCGUGUUCCCCCACUUGAUCGGGCCCCCUUGUGGCACGGCAGGUGAAGGGCCAGUCACGCCGACACCCCCUGCGACCUGUGUCUUCGAAGAUCAGGACUGCUACACCCAGCAGCUGUGUCAGCCGGACGAGUCGAGGGUCUAUUGCACCAAGUGUCGAAGGGGACAGCAGACGAUCACGACAGGAAUCUUCUGUGGAGAAGCCGGGGCGGUGUACGACAAAGGCCUCGGGCAGUGUGUGCCGACGCCGGUGCCCGCCUCGCGCCAAUGCCCGACCCCCACUCCCCCCACUCCCCCCACUCCCCCCACUCCCCCCCCGACGCCCCAGCCCUGCAUCUUCGAAGACCAGGACUGCAAGACGCAGCAACUGUGUCAGCCGUCAGAGGAGAGAGUCAUUUGCGAGAGAUGCCGAAGAGGCCAAGAGAUCGUCACCGCCGGCAUCUUCUGCGGUGUUCCCGGGUUGGUGUACGAGAGAACACGGGGCUCGUGUGUGGCGGCAAAUAUCCCUGCCUCUCGCCAAUGUGCGCCGCCCACACCCAAGCCUCCCCAGCCCAUCGUUGACAGAUGUGUCUUCAACGCCAGCGUCUGCGAGAAACGCGAGCUCUGCCAACCCCAAGAAGUCGUGACGCUGUGCAAGCAAUGUUACUUUGGCGCAACACUCGUAGACUAUUGCGGGAAGAACAAGCUCUAUGACCUGGACCGGAAGAUCUGUGUACCGGAGCCUGACGCCUCGCGCAAGUGCCAGGAAGACAACUCCAUUGGCUCUCUCAGCUGCUUGUUCAACGACAGCGUCUGCGAGAAGAGGGCCCUGUGCAACCCGACGGAGACCAAGACGCUGUGCAAACACUGCUACGUCGGCGAGGCCCUCGUAGACUACUGCGACCAGAGCAAAGGGUUGAUCUACGACUUGGAUCUGAGAGAGUGCGUGGCCGAACCCGGAGAUUCGAGGGUGUGCAGUGCCUCCGUGAUUGGGCAGAACACAGUGGAAUGUACCGAUUCCAACACCCGUCCAGGACACGAUUGGAUCAAGAGGUUCUACUGCACUCGCUACAACCUGUGUGACGCUAAUAACAAAUACAAGACGGCAGUGAAUCUUUGCACCAACUACUACCAGUGUUACAAGAACGCAGAUGGUUCGUGGUUCGUGGAAAAGAGGAAUUGCGUCGGCGGCAAACUCUACAGCUUUGACAACGACAGAUGCGAAGACAGACCAUCAGAUGAUCAACUAUGCACCUAAGAACCUGAACCUAACCGAAGCUUCGUUACACAGCUGUGUUUUCCUCGAAGCUUUCAGAGGAAUAAAAGGUACUUUGUUGGUCAUAAACUUACUUACAAAACCACUUCUUCCACCUUGUACCUUUUUUUUUUUUUUUGUGUCGUGUCCCGUUGAAAAUAUUUUUUGUCAAGUAUUUAUUUAUGAAUAUCUAAUAUUUAUUGUGUACAAAUGAAAGCCUCAGAUGCCCCUGAGAGGAUUCAGAUCAUGUUGAUACUUACAAAUUGUUCUUUGCAUGUCUUUAUUGUUAGGUUUUGAAUAUUGUUGUUAGGUAUUUAUAUUGUUACUUGAAAUAAAAGUGCCAAACUAAAAGUUCCAUA
Penaeus vannamei (Pacific white shrimp) is the source of this 1923-nucleotide messenger RNA. The record is from RefSeq and is a predicted model, not a curated record. NCBI's taxonomy places the organism in Eukaryota, Metazoa, Arthropoda, Malacostraca, Decapoda, Penaeidae.